AUGGAGCAAAGAGACCAAAAUAAACACUGUGCAUUCCACAGUGAUUUCGGCCACCUGACCAAUGAUUGUAGGAGCUUGAGAAGACAGGUGGAAGCGUUAAUAGCCAAGGGCAAGUUAACUGAAUACUUGAUUACCCUAGGGCAGCAAAGGCAGCAAGAUCGAGCCCGGGCAAUUCCAAAAGCCGCGGUAGAGAGCCAUCAUGUCCUGGUAAUUAACACAAUUCAUGGCCGUCCGGAAGAAGACAAGCAAUCGGGAAAUUCCUACAGGAUCCAGCUCAAACAAGCCCAUAAGUUACGAAAGAUUGGGGAAAUCAAUACCGUCGACUGCAAACCCAAUCCAGCACAAGUUUCUUUUCAUAAAGGGGACCUCAGAAGGGUGCAACACCCGUACGAAGACCCAUUAGUAGUUAGUCUACUAGUGGCCAACUGUCUGGUCAGACGAGUACUGAUUGACCACGGCAGUAGCGCUAGUGAUGAGCGCUAA
Molecule: messenger RNA, 483 nt
Organism: Cornus florida
Lineage: Eukaryota; Viridiplantae; Streptophyta; Magnoliopsida; Cornales; Cornaceae
Exons: 1
Coding region: 1-483 (160 amino acids)
Source: RefSeq, a predicted model, not a curated record